Molecule: messenger RNA, 1407 nt
Organism: Mycena indigotica
Lineage: Eukaryota; Fungi; Basidiomycota; Agaricomycetes; Agaricales; Mycenaceae
Exons: 2
Coding region: 1-1407 (468 amino acids)
Molecular function (GO): protein binding
Source: RefSeq, a predicted model, not a curated record
AUGUUGCCCAACGAGCUCCUCCUCGAAAUCCUACACUAUCUCUCGACUGCCGACCUCCGCAACAUCGCAUCCGCCUCUCGCCGUCUGUGUGCGCUAGCACGCACGCUGCUGUACGCCGCCAUCGAGAUCCGCCCGUUCGUCAUCAAUGCCAAUGGGCAUCUGUGUGGCCUCUCUGCCGCGCGUGAGAAGGCGCUACAGGACAGGCUGGUUGUCAUGGGCUCGCCCCGCGUGGCUCCACACAUCCAACUCCUGAAGAUUUCGGCCUGGCGCAUCAAGAUUAGCCAUUGGCCACCGCGAAUCACCCGGCCGGUGGCGCGUCCACAGCCUGCAGGCGACGUGAGCCGCGACCCACAAGCUAUGCUCCCGUCCAUCUUCGCCGUCGUUGUCAGCCUCAUCAAUCUCCGCACAUUGACUGCCGAGAAAGUGCAGUUCACACCGGCCGCACUCGAUGCGCUAGCUCAGCUUCAAUCUCUCCAUACGUUCUCAAUCUCGGACUGCACGCUACACCUCCCCUCCUCUCAUUCCUCCUGUCCAAUCCUGCAUGUUGUGCACUUCGAGAUGUACGGCGGCGCUCUCCACCAUUGGCUCGCGCUUAUGGCUCCCGCCAUCCUGCGAGAAGUGCAUUCCUCCGCACCAGCGGGCUUGGAAGAGGCCACCGAGUUGGCGUCGCUGCCUCCCUUUCCGCACGUCACUAUUCUCCACAUCCUGUCCUCGAAGAGACUUGCACUUGCCGCGACUCUCGCACCAUUCCCCCUCUUGUUUCCGGGCUUGGAACGCCUAGAUGUCAGCAACAAUAACCCCUUCCCAAACCCGAGGCGCGAUGGCGAUCCACCAAUCGGCGCACCAGCUGAGUGGGUCUCGGACUUGCCGCGCUUCCCUCAGUUAAAAGAACUAGUGGUGCGAGAACCAGCGGCGUUGCUCGUUCUCACAAUGGCGCGCGUUGGCGUGCUUGACGUGGUCUUCACUGGUGUUCCGCCGCUGCUACAGUCUCUCGCUUCUCUGCCAAGGGUGGCCUUUGCAAGGAUUACGUGCCUGCGCUUGAAGCUUGGGCGCUGCGACAUCCUCGGGUGCGAAUUGCUCAGCAGACUAUUAUCCUAUUUCCCAGUCCUGGAGGUGUGCGCUAUUUUCCUCGAUCUGCGAGAGGGGAGACAAUCGGUCAUUCUGCUGACGACAUCCCUCCCUGCAUGCCUUCCCCGCGCCUUGCGGGCGCUCAGACUGCUCGCCGAGGACCCGCAUGAUCCGGCGUACAUGUGGGACAUGGAGGUGCUGCCCCCCGAUGCGGUGCGUGACCAGCUGGUGGCCCGCUGCCCCGGCCUGGCGUACAUCGACAUGCGUGUUCCGUUGUUCACCCUGCAGUGGAGCGCGGGUCCUGGGGCGGAGAGCGAGCUGAUCGGAUGGGAGCGUUAA